Molecule: messenger RNA, 1792 nt
Organism: Rosa rugosa (rugosa rose)
Lineage: Eukaryota; Viridiplantae; Streptophyta; Magnoliopsida; Rosales; Rosaceae
Product: ycf3-interacting protein 1, chloroplastic-like
Exons: 3
Coding region: 756-980 (74 amino acids)
Source: RefSeq, a predicted model, not a curated record
AUCACUUUCUACAGCUCCCACCAGGGAACAGUUGGCUGGUGUUCUUGAAGAAGUCCCUCCUUUUGAGUUCCCGGAUCCUCUCCUAGGCUAGUUGUGGUCCUUAGUUUCCUUGACAUAGAAUCUGAGCGAUUCUUUAACCAUCCAAAGACCCAUAAAGAGACACAUCACAAUAUUGUCUUUUAUUCAAACAAAUAAUCCAUUAAUCGAUUUCAAUGGAAAUUCAUUUGGGGAAUGAAUAUUACCUCCCAAAUUAAAAACCUUUUUUAUGGACUAUUGUUCAUGGUAGACUUCUUACAAAUGUCCAGAGAGCUAGAAGAGGUUUUACUGAAAAUGAUAUGUGUCAUGCUUGUUCAAGGAGCCAAGAAACUCUAUUGCAUCUAUUUAGGGACUGCCCUAAAGCUCCCACCAUCUGGGAAUCUCUUAGUUGGCCUACCACUAUUAGAAAUGCUUUUCAAUUGGAUUGGCUUGGAUGGCUUUCUGCAAAUCUCUAUUGCCUUGUUUUCUAUACUGAGAAUUUAAGAUGGUGCAAUAUUUUUGUUUUCACUUGUUGGUAUUUAUGGAAGUGGAGAAAUAAGGUAGUUUUUGAGGAUAAUUUCCAGCUGCCUACCAAUGCUACUCAACUCAUCUUAAAUGCUGCAAAUGAAGCCUGUGAAAGAUUUCAGCUCCUCACUCUAGUGGAGUGAUGAUGAUGACGAGUUCGCACAUGCUCCAGGUGGCGCCACUCGCACCACACGCUUCCUAAGAAGACCAGAGACAUGAUUUUCAAUGAGGUUAACCUUACUAUUGCAAUUGAGGACAUAAGAGAAGUUGAGCGGAGGAGACUCCUUGGCAUUGAGGAUCCUGAUGCUCCUACCAGGGAAGAGUUGGCUGCUGUUCUUGAAGAAGUUCAGUUAAACCAGCAAAGAGAAAGCCAGGAAAAUCACUAUAUGCAAGAGUCACAGACACUGGUAUUGAUCUUAAAGAGGCUGCUAAGAGACUGAACAUUGAUUGGAAUACAGCUGCAGAGAUUGAUGAUGCUGAUGUUAAGGGUGAGUCAGAUGUGCAUUCAGUUGUGGUUUGUUUCCUUGGCUUUCUCAUGAUAAAUUGGUGUUUUUAAUCAUGUUCUUGCAAUUACCAGAUUAAGAAGAAUAUGGAAUAAUGAAUACACUAUUAAACAUGUAUAUAUAGUUAAUUAUGUUGUGGUUUACAGUAAUAGUGUAAAAGAAAAACAAGAGAAUAAUUACCAUUGUUGUAAGUAAUGGUUAGAAUUUGCAAUAGAAGUAGAUUACUAUGAUACCUUCUUGAUUUAGUUCAUUCAGAAACAGCUCAUCAGUACUUUUUAGCCUGUGCAAUAUGAAUGCAGAUUAAAGCAUGAAGUACUAAUUAACUCAUAGCUUAAUGUUGUAAAUGCUUUUCUGGUUUUGGUGUAAGCCGAGGCAUGAUUUUCAAUGAGUAUAAUACAAUAUCGUUGAGCAAUUCUUUUGAUGAUUUUCUCAAACUCGAUUGACUUUGUAAUGCUUUAUGAUAUGAAGGUUAAGAAUCACCAUCGCAAUUGAGGACAUGAGAGAAGUUGAGCUGGAAACUCGUUGGCAUCAAAGGUCCCGAUGCUCCCACCAGGAAACAGUUGGCUGCUGUUCUUGAAGAAGUCCCUCCUUUUAAGUUCCUGGAUUUAGACCCUCUCCUUGCUAGUUUUGGUCCUUGGUUUCCUUGACUUUGAAUCUAGGCCAUUCACCAACCAUCCAAAGACCCAUAAAGAGACACUUCACAGUAUUGUUUUUUAUUCAAACAAAGAAUCCAUUAAUGCAAUGAAUCA